Messenger RNA from Fulvia fulva, 525 nucleotides. RefSeq lists its product as uncharacterized. Lineage: Eukaryota; Fungi; Ascomycota; Dothideomycetes; Mycosphaerellales; Mycosphaerellaceae. The record is from RefSeq and is a predicted model, not a curated record. The transcript is spliced from 3 exons. The coding region runs from base 1 to 525 and encodes 174 amino acids.
AUGCUCAACCCAGUCUCCGGCAGCACUUCUCCAACUAAGACCAUCUUCAGUGCCGUCGAGACCAACAUGACCUCAGUCAUGGACGACGACAACCAGAGCGUCACCAGCAGCGUCCAAUUGCCACGUGCCCCACCACCAACUGGACCCAACACCGUUGUUGGAGAGAAGCUCCCAACCGCCGACGAGAUUGGCCAACACCUGCUCUACUCUUCACCCAUUGGCAUCACCCGCAGCACUCCAGCUACCUCGGUGGUUGGACCACAGGACAUUCCCACCAUCACUUUCGGUGGCGUCAAGAGCGGCGGAGGCGGCGGCAGCAGCAGCAGAGAGCAGUACCCAGAGCAGAGCAUUUGGUUGGAGGUCGCAGAAGAGAGACUCGUGGACGGAUUGGGUCGUCUCGUGCAGUAUGCCAAGGACAUGAACACUCGUGACCCUACCAAGACCGUGGGCCACUACUACAGCGAGCGUCUCGCUAAGAUGCUGAAGGAGGGAGCCGUUGAGUUCGACUUGAACUACAUGAAGUAA